AUGGGCCGCGGAGAAAAGAAAUGGGACGCAACCGCCGAGCGCGACCUCUGCAUCGCCGUCAUCAUGGCUAGCCAGGAGGGACGCGUGACGUACAACUGGCCCAAGACGCAUGCCAUCAUGGAUUCUAUCGGCCAUGCCUUCACCAAAGACGCCAUGUCCCAGCACUUUACCAAGAGGAUCCUCAAGGACUUCAAGACUCGCCACGGGGACAUCAUCGGCUCCGCGCCAUCAACUCCCAAAAAGGCCUCUGCAACCCCGGCCAAGCGCAAGGCGCCCGCGGCCAAGGCGGCCAAGAAGCUCGCCGAGGCGAAGCCGGACGACGACGACGAUGCCGACGGCGACAGUGACGACGUCAAGCUUGCUGCGACUCCAUCCAAGAGAGUCAAGAUCGAGAAGCAGCAGACUCCCACUAUCAAGAAGGAAAAGCAGGCCAAGCGUGGCCGAAGUCAAGUCGUCGACUUUGACGAAGACGACUUCCAGACCUGGCUGGACAACGACGAUUGA
Molecule: messenger RNA, 504 nt
Organism: Hirsutella rhossiliensis
Lineage: Eukaryota; Fungi; Ascomycota; Sordariomycetes; Hypocreales; Ophiocordycipitaceae
Exons: 3
Coding region: 1-504 (167 amino acids)
Source: RefSeq, a predicted model, not a curated record